UCAGGCUUCUCUGGGGGCAGCUAAGCAGGACCCACGGCUCAUGUGUUGGAUGGAUUCAUUCCAGUUGCUCUCACUGGCUGCCAUAGCAGAUUAGCCUCUGUGCAACAGGGACCCUCCUCUGUGCAUGAAAACACUCUGCAAACAUGGCUGGUAAAAUUCAGAGUCUGUCUGAGGAGGAGAGGACCCACCUACUCCCCCUGCUACGCAACGCUCAGUGGGUGGAGGUUGGGGAACGGGACGCCAUUUACAAAGAGUUUAUUUUUAAAGACUUCAAUCAGGCUUUUGGUUUCAUGGCCAGAGUGGCUUUACAAGCAGAGAAGAUGGACCAUCAUCCGGAGUGGUUCAAUGUCUAUAACAAGGUCCAGAUCACUCUCAGCACACAUGACUGCGGGGGGCUGUCCCAGCGUGACAUUACUUUGGCCACCUUCAUUGACCAGGCAUCCCUUAUGUGACUACCAAACAUUGUCAGUCAUUUCAAUAGUGAAAACUGAAAAGUGCUGGAGCUCUUCAUUUAUUCAUUCCACUGAGAUAACUUUGAGCAUGUGGCCUGCAAAUCCAAAGAAUACAAACCAGUUAAUUUCAAUGUAUUAUGAAUAACUUUGAUGUAGGUGUUUUUAAAAAUAUGCUGCUGUUGUUGGUUUUUCACUUAAAAUGAAAAUAAUUGAGAUUAGCCAAAGGUAAAUGUGCUCAUUGUGAACAUAAAAAUAUUGAAAACACAA
Molecule: messenger RNA, 719 nt
Organism: Micropterus dolomieu (smallmouth bass)
Lineage: Eukaryota; Metazoa; Chordata; Actinopteri; Centrarchiformes; Centrarchidae
Gene: pcbd1
Product: pterin-4 alpha-carbinolamine dehydratase/dimerization cofactor of hepatocyte nuclear factor 1 alpha
Exons: 4
Coding region: 144-452 (102 amino acids)
Biological process (GO): tetrahydrobiopterin biosynthetic process
Molecular function (GO): 4-alpha-hydroxytetrahydrobiopterin dehydratase activity
Source: RefSeq, a predicted model, not a curated record